CAAAUAUUAAUGACAUUGAUUGACUGAUGAUUUUGAUGUUAAACAAAAAAACAAAUACUGAAAAUUGAAAGUUUAAGUAAAGAAAUUUAAAUCCUUAUCUUAUCUAAUAAAUAACAUUAAUCAUGAAUCAAAUGAAUAUGCACGUGCCGAUGAACCCUGUAGGUGCAAAUCCUAAUGUUGGUAUGCAAAUGCCUGUUUCUGUUAUGCCAGUGCCUUCACCUCAACAAAUGCAGCCAGCAAUGCCUCAGCAGCCCCAACAGGACAAAAUGGAUAACAUAACUAAAGUUAAAACACUGAUGAGUUCUCUACGUGAAUCGCUACCCAUGACAUUAAAAUCUGCAGCCCAAAUUCUACAUCAAAAUUACAACAUUGAUUCUAAUACUCAAAAAGGUAUGGACAAUCCUGUACCGAGAUUUGAUAAAAACUUGGAAGAAUUCUUCUCUCUUUGUGAUCAAAUGGAACUCCAUCUGAGAACAGCAACAACGUGUAUACAACAAGCACAGUCUGCAGCCCAUUACCUUCCACUCACAGUUAUGCCAUCGAGAUUGGAUUCUGGACCUACUAGUCAGCAGGAAACAACUCUCAGCUACCCGCAGUAUUUAAACACAGUACGACUUCAAAUCUCGUACGCUAAAGAUAUCCACGACACGCUCGUAGCCGCCGCUCAAAACAUUUCGCCCGCUGAAUGACCAUAGACAAAUAAAACAACAACGGAAGGUGAAAAAUAUUUAUUGUAUAAUCUGUAUUUUUAAGACUACUUAUAAUCUAAUUAAAUACACGAAUAUUUUAAAUUUAA
Molecule: messenger RNA, 796 nt
Organism: Melitaea cinxia (Glanville fritillary)
Lineage: Eukaryota; Metazoa; Arthropoda; Insecta; Lepidoptera; Nymphalidae
Gene: ix
Product: mediator of RNA polymerase II transcription subunit 29
Exons: 5
Coding region: 123-689 (188 amino acids)
Biological process (GO): regulation of transcription by RNA polymerase II
Cellular component (GO): mediator complex
Molecular function (GO): transcription factor binding; transcription coregulator activity
Source: RefSeq, a predicted model, not a curated record